This is a messenger RNA of Gossypium raimondii (Peruvian cotton), 1994 nucleotides long. RefSeq names its product glycoprotein 3-alpha-L-fucosyltransferase A. Gene Ontology annotation, molecular function: fucosyltransferase activity. NCBI's taxonomy places the organism in Eukaryota, Viridiplantae, Streptophyta, Magnoliopsida, Malvales, Malvaceae. The transcript has 7 exons. Bases 182 to 1720 code for a protein of 512 amino acids. Gene Ontology annotation, cellular component: membrane. The record is from RefSeq and is a predicted model, not a curated record.
CCCAUGCCAACGUCAAUGCCUUUUUUGAACGACGAAAAAUGUUCGUCCGUCCAUUAAUUCACAAACAAGCCAUUACUAUUCAAAUUUUAUCUUCAAAUUUUCAUUUUUCAUUGACGUCGAAGUCUUUAUUUCUCUAAUUAUUUCGUGAUUUCUCCCCUUAAAACUCGAAUUAAAUCGAGAAAUGCCAAAUCUAAGAGGAUCAAGAACCCAUGAAGGGUUGCCCAUUUCCGAUGCAUCUCCCAUAUCCGUUUCCAACAAGAAAAGAUGGUCCACUUUGAUGCCAUGGCUCAUCGCCCUCGUCGUCAUUGCUCAACUCGCGUUUCUGGGUCGUCUCGGGAACGCCAAAAACGCCACGUUUUUCCAUUCGUGGCCGGAAUUGUUCCGUACACAGCACUCUUCUAGUGGUGUGAAAGUCGCCGGCGUUCGAAAUUCCGGGAUUCGAGGUUUGGGUGGUCAUCGUAACUCAGGUGUGGAAACCUGUGAGGAGUGGCUUGAGAGAGAAGAUACACUGGUUUAUUCAAGGGAUUUUAACAAGGAUCCAAUCUGGAUUUUGAUUUCUGGUGAUAAGGAGGACUUUAAAACUUGUGCCGUGAAUUGUAGCUUCAGAUCCAAUUGGAGUAGGAAAGCUGAUGCUACUUUUAAAUUGCCUAAAAAAUCUAAAGCACCUAGCGUGCAUCGUUCUAUGGAAUCGGCUUCCUACUAUGAGGAGAAUAAUAUUACUCAGGCACGACGGGAUGGUUUUGAGAUUGUAAUGACAACUAGCCUCUCGUCCGAUGUACCUGUCGGAUAUUUUUCUUGGGCUGAGUAUGAUAUCAUGGCACCGGUGAUCCCGAAGUCUGAGAAGGCUCUUGCAGCUGCUUUCAUUUCUAACUGUAUGGCUAGCAACUUUCGUUUGGAAGCUCUUAUGGAGCUCGAAAAGGAGAAUAUCAAGAUAGAUUCUUAUGGUCGUUGCCAUAAAAAUCGUGACGAGAGAGUGGACAAAGUCGAAAUUCUGAAACGAUAUAAGUUUAGCUUGGCUUUCGAGAACUCGAACGAGGAAGAUUAUGUCACGGAGAAGUUUUUCCAAUCUCUUGUUGCAGGAAGCGUACCCGUGGUGAUUGGUGCACCAAAUAUCGAAGAUUUUGCUCCUUCUUCCGAUUCAUAUUUACAUAUUAAGGACUUGAAGGAUGUUCGAUCCAUUGCAGAACAAAUGAAGUACCUUGCAGGAAACCCGGACGCUUAUAAUCGAUUAUUAAGGUGGAAGCAAGAAGGCCCGACCGAUACUUUCAAGGCCCUUGUCGAUAUGGCUGCGGUUCAUUCGUCGUGCCGUUUGUGCAUUCACAUAGCAACCACCAUUUGGGAAAAAGAAGAAAAGGAUUCCGAUGCCAAGAAACGUCCCUGCAAGUGUAACAAAGGAUUAGAAACCGUAUAUCAUUUAUACGUACGGGAACGAGGGAGGUUCGAGAUGGAUUCAAUUUUCUUAAGGUCCGGCAAUAUGACCUUAAAGGCCUUGGAGGUUGCGGUUCUUACGCAUUUCAAGUUUCGGAAACACGUUCCUAUUUGGAAACCGGAAAGGCCAGAAAGCCUUCGAGGUGGAGAUGAACUAAAAGUACACAGAAUAUAUCCUCUUGGGUUGACACAAAGACAGGCUUUAUAUACAUUCAAGUUCAAAGGGGAUGCUGAUCUUAAGAACCAUAUCGAAAACAACCCUUGCGCGAAGUUCGAAGUUAUAUUCGUGUAAGACCGGUGGUUUCCGUUAUCUCAUCUUCGAGCACCGAUGAUGGAUUCCUGAUAUCGAUGACGGUUUGCUGAGGAACAUUUCCUCAAAGAUCAAAGGCAGCCUCAUGCAGCUUAUGAAUUUUAUCCAAUGCUUCUUUUUGAAUUAUGUUUUCAUUUUAGAUUGAUAAACUGCCAAGUUAUAGUUGAUGAGCAAUGAUCAAAAUUUUUGGCUGGUAUUAAUCAGUACCGUAUUGGUGAAUGUAUCGGUAUUGUUUUGGUACCAGUACAAUUUGGUA